This is a messenger RNA of Iphiclides podalirius (scarce swallowtail), 4302 nucleotides long. The record is from the annotation of a GenBank genome assembly. Lineage: Eukaryota; Metazoa; Arthropoda; Insecta; Lepidoptera; Papilionidae.
AUGAGUGUUAGUGUCGACGACGUUUCCAGCCCUUUAUCGGAAGGGCAGAGCACCGUUUGCGACGAGGGAACCUCCUCUUCGGAUAAUCUGGGCGCAAAGAAUGACGACGUUGAGGCAGGUCAGGAUAAGUCGGAGCCAACGAGCCCCAAACUGCAUCCGAUGGCGUUCACAGUCGACUUCGGCGAAAGUAAGAAGUUCGACAACCGAAGGCUCGAGGAGCUAGCGAAAAAGUCGCAAGCGCGACAUCAGAGGGUGCAAUCGAUGUCUGCGGGCUCGGCGCGGCGAAGUCCCACGGCUUUGCGGCCGCCGAUGAGCGUGAAGCUGCCGAGGAAGGCGCAAGGCUAUAACUCCGAGGGCUACUUCUCCUCAGAUCAGGAGGACGGUGGCGCAUCUAACUCUGUCAAGGUUAGAAAUAGUCCGCUAGCACAAAACCCCGACAAGGCCCAAACGGCCAGCCCCGUUACCAAAAGGCAGGUGAAAUCGCCAAAUUUCGAUCUAUUACCCCAAAAGAAACAAUCAAAGAGUCCGAUAGUCGAUAGUAUUAUGACAAGGAGUGAGAACUUCACAACACGUCAAUCCCUGAAUCUGCCAUUGAAUCCCAAUGGGCCUCUUUCGAGUGGCCUCCAUGAAACGCCGAGAUACGGUAAUCUCAGUUAUAAGAAACAUAUCAUGAUGGAUAUUGCUGAUCAGAGCCCCGAGGUCUUGAUGUUGACUGAUAUUUCUAGUCCCGAAUUAGACAUUCUCACUCCUGACAAUGGCUUAUCGACUCCUGAGACUUCCAAAAGCCCUCUGAUCCGAAAAACAAGGGCCAUGUCUGAAACACCCGACUUGCUAUUCAAGAAGUGCCCUCCUAAACCCCAACCAUUGUAUAUUGAUGACGAUAUAGAAACACAGUCCAAUAACUCAUCAACAGGCACUUACACUAUCGAAGCGGACAAUUACACAGAGGAGCAGAAGGCAAGAAUGAGUAUAGAUAGGUCGUUUGGUGCCGACUUACUCAAUGAAGCAAUAGACAAAGAUUUGAGUAAACGGUCUAAUGCAGAAGCGGACCCAGCACUUGUAUUUGAUUACCCCAACCUUCAGCAUGUCAUAACAAAAGAACCGAGGAGGGAAGUUUGUCUCAGAAGCCCUUUAGCCUCACACACUGCAUUUGAAAUACCAAAUAAAGUGUCAAAAGACAAGAAUGUUCUGGAGAUAUCUUGCUGCUACGAGCCUCUUAAUGAGAAUGAAUUGGCAGUGCAAACAUCAAAACAGAUCAAGUCGACAAGGAGUUAUUUGGAGAAAAUAAAAAGUAGAGUGCGCACAAUCACUGAAAAGACCUUUCCCAAAUCACCGCCAAAGCAAAGUGACGAGGCAGAUGUCGGCAGCUUCACUUCGGUGACCACAUCAGGUGUUCUAAGCAUGAAGAAGUCUGUCAAAAUAGAAAUGCCUAUUCGGAGACGUUGUAGCCUGACCAAAUCCGAGAUAGACCAGACCGACUAUGUCCAUAGGUUGUCUAGAGAGUCCUCUGUCCCAGUCUCGUUGCCCAGCAGCAAGGGUCUGGCCUUGGAGGAUGCUGAAUUCGAGAGCACCGCCCUUAGGAACGCCCAGAAAGCUCUACGGGACGACAGCGGGGUCUCCUCUGACAUCACACCGGACCAGGUGGUCGGCAAGCUGUCCUAUAUGAGCCUCAGCCGUUGCAAAGGCGACAAAACCUGGAUCCAAGAUUGGGCUGAAAGCGUCAAGAACUACAACAACAACACCCUGGCCAAGGAUUGUGAACUGUCCAGCACAUACCCUGACCGUCCGCCUCUCAGUCCUCGUCACCUGCCCGGAAAACCCCGCAGCCCCCAUGGGGGCACACCCACUAAGAUACCGAGCCCCGUCGGCACCCUACUGCAUAGGAGGACACCGGACCUGAUACCGCCCCAAGAUACGGAAUCUUACUUGCUCAAGACGCAGAACGCCAUCACUAACCUGCAGGCGAAGCUCCAAUCGUCCAGGGCGAACAACUUCUCGAACAUUCCGUCCCAGCUCACGUCCAGCCUGAUCAGCGAGAAGACCGCCGUCUCCCGUCUGCCCCUGUCGCAGCUGAGCCGCUCCAACUCGUUGAACUACCGCCUCAGGCGCAAAGACCACUCGGGCGACGGCAGCCCGCUGAGGAGCCCGGGCCAUUACGUCAUCACCGGCUCCACGAAGACCGGAGCCGCGAAAGCGCUCCCCACCACCUCGAGGUCUCUGGAUACAGACAGACGCCACGACUCCAACAUGAACAGCCCCACUUCCGACCGUGGCCUCUGCAGCAACAGCUCGGACGACAGAACACUCUCCAACAAGCCCCAGUACAGAUCGCCCCAGCACAGACCGACUCACCCCACACGCCACAAAAGCCACGAAACUAAGCAACCCAACCCACUCGCAGAGAGCAACUCCAGCCAAGCGGUCUGCCUCAAGGCCGUGCUGAAAAGCAACGCGAUCGACGCGAAACUUCACCCGCGUAUCGAACAAACGCGUUACCACGGCGACGGCAGGAAGACCCACCAGCGCGUGUUCAGCGACAACGCCAAGCAAUUCCGGCCCGUGCCCACCGGCAAUAGCGCCGCUUUCGGCGUGUCGAUAAAGCGCUCGAGCUCUUUCAACACGGUGAACAGGAACAACAACUACAUCGAAGUGUCUAGAAUCAAGUCGAGGCGGUCCAGCGGCCACUCGGAGUACAAGGAGGACUAUCUAUCCGACGAGUCGGACAACGGAUCGUUCGACAAGUCGCAAGACGUCAGGUUCAAGAGGGCGACGCUGAGAGGGAGGAUCGACUCGCCGGAUCUGAAGUCCGUGGCGCCCGCCAACUCGCCCAGGUGCCCGAACACGCCCGAAAUGCAGAGGAAGUUCGGGCCGGGCCUGGUGCGGAACACGGGCCACACCAGGGAGAGGCACUCGAGGAUGUCCGAGCCCCCGGCCUCGAGGGAGGAGAGGGCGAAGACCGCCAACCAUCAGAGUAGACGGACGUCGGACCCGACCAGGCAAGCGGCGCUGAGCAGACUGACCAAGUCCAGGUCCUCGACGAGGGAGGUGCAGCCGCCGAGGGUCCAGGAGAAAGGUCAGAAGAAACCGAGCCAGCACCGGUCUUCGUCCGCGCUGGCCACCAAGGAGGUGGAGUUCUCCAACUGGAAGAAGAGGUCCUCCUACGACCCCAUGAAGGCCGCGCAGGAGGGCAGAAAGAGACAGCAGAUGGCGAGGCGGCAGGAGUGCAACAAGGACGACCUCAGUUCGCCCAGCCAAUCCUCCCCAGUCCACCGCUCGCAGUCCUUCCACACGACGAACAUAGCGGACCUGGAGACGCUGGACUACUCCUCGGAGGACGACCAGAUGCUGUCCACGCUGCCCAUAGACCCGAUGGUCACGUCCACCCACUCGGACAUCCUGGACCUGAGGCCGAAAGACCACACCAGGGAGAAUCUCCGGCGGCAGGCGAUGAGCAACGACGUGGUUCUGUCCAGGAACUACGUCACCAGCUUUCAGGUGAACCAGCCGUCGAAGAAGAAAGCGAAAGGAGGCAGGGAGGCGGACAAGCGCAAGACCUACAUCGUCGACGACAUCACCCCCACGAGGGAGAACGUGGACUUCCUCCCGAAGAGGGAGAGGGAGAGCGUGGACUUCCUGAAGGGCGAGGUCGUGGACAAGAGGAAGACCUUCAUCCUGGACAGCGACACGAACUCCACCACGAACGGCAGCAGCCCGAGGAACUCGUCGAUAUUCAGCCACGAGAAGAACUCUCUCACCACCGGCACCAGCGAUACGGAGUGCGAGAGCGGCACGGAGAGCGCCCCGGUGGUGAUGAGGCACCAGGGCGGGAAGAAGGGGACGGCGCAGGCGAAACAGAGGUAUAGCGGUGACUAUUCAAUGUCAUCGUCCACCACCUCGAUCGGCCAACAGCACAAGCGGCCCAAGGAGAUCCAGCCCAGGUACCUGGACAUUUCCAAGUACAAGGCGGAGAGCUCGCCGAAGAACUUCCUCAGGAGGGAUCCCAGUAAGACGUACGUCGGCGUUCUCAACAACCACGAGAGGACGGUCAGCAAAGGGAGCGCGCAGCAUUACGAAAUGGAACAAAAGAAGCAGGAGCUGGAGAAGUGGAAACGGAGGGCAUCGUACGAUCCGCGGAAGGCGGCGGCCCAAGGGAAGACCGCCAAGGCGACCCCGAACACUGCGAGUAGCGUUCUGCGAUCUCAGUCUUUCCACGGACCGGUGCUAGUCUCCCCAAAUGUUCGCUGUCAGCCGCCUCCGACGGAAAUAACGGAGAGUUACGACGCUUCGAGCGACAACGACUUC